CAUUUGUGUGAGGCGACCGCUCUCUGUUGCCAAGUGUAUUAUUCACCAAUAACUACGUUUACAUUUAUACGUUACAUGUCUUGGUGUAAACAGCAGUUUGGGUAAUUCCUGUCUCCCAGCGCACCCAUUGACCGUUGUGGAAAACAACGUCUUAACGUUUCGUCACAAAAAGGGAAGAAAACGUGCAUUCGAAACAAGUAGUUGACCGGUGGCGGCUAACGUGAGCUAGCUAGUUUAUGUUAAUUGGCUAACUAUUGUUAGCUGACCUCUUAUUUGUAUCUGUGCCGUGGUCGCUGUGUCCGUUCGUGACUUUAUCACGUCCUCUCCGGAGAUUGAAAACGAUGGAGUGUUCUCAUUUGAGCUCGAACGUGAGCUUUGCUGGCGACUCCUGCAAGCUGCCGAACGGUGCUCCUUCCUCCUGGUGCUGCAGCGUUUGCAGAUCGAAUAAAAGCCCAUGGCUUUGCCUCACCUGCCUGGUGGUCCACUGUGGACGAUAUGUGAAUGGUCAUGCAAAGAAACACUUUGAAGAGAGUCACGUGUGCAGCAGCCAAAGGAAAGCUGACAAACAGGAGAAAGAGAAAAGUCAACAUUCGGUUUGCAUGGAUUCUGGCAACUACAGUGUGUUCUGUUACAGAUGUGAUGAAUUUGUUGUCAAUGACACCAAAGUUGGGCAUGUGCAAAAGGUACGGGAGCAUCUCCAGAGUUUAGAAAACUCAGCCCUGAUAGGGGACAGACAGAGGAAAAGAAAACUUCAAGACAGCCAGGCCCCAGACAAGAAAACAUUGAAACAGAAUGAUAGCGCUGCUUUGGGUGCUACUGGGCUGCGUAACCUGGGCAACACGUGUUUUAUGAAUGCCAUUCUGCAGUCGCUCAGUAACAUCGAGCAGUUCAGCUGUUACUUCAAGGGGUUGCCUGCAGUAGCGCUACGCAGCGGUAAGACGGCCGGAAGGAGGACGUACCACACUCGCAGCCAAGGGGACACCAAUGUGUCACUGGUGGAGGAGUUAAGAAAGACUUUUUGUUCCCUCUGGCAAGGGAACCAGUCUGCCUUUAGUCCGGACUCCUUAUUUUAUUCAGUGUGGAAAAUCAUGCCGAGUUUCAGAGGCUAUCAGCAACAGGAUGCCCAUGAGUUCAUGCGCUACCUGUUGGACCACCUGCACAGGGAGCUCCAACAGAGUCAGAACAGGGCAGCAGAGCCUAGCUCGCCUCAGGACAGGCUCCGACUCUCCAGCAUGGAUGGCAAAAGCUGCUUAAACGGCGCUCCCAGUGUCGUCACAUCUAUUUUUGGUGGGAUCCUUCAGAAUGAAGUCAACUGUUUGAUAUGUGGGACCGAAUCUCGGAAGUUUGACCCCUUUCUUGAUUUGUCGCUGGACAUUCCCAGUCGGUUUAGACAAAAGAGGAGUAAGGAUCAAGAGCCAGGUCCAACGUGCACCUUGCGUGAGUGCUUACGAAGCUUCACUGACCUGGAAGAGCUGGAUGAAACUGAGCUGUACUAUUGUCACAAGUGUAAAAAACGACAGAAAUCCACUAAGAAGUUCUGGAUCCAGAAACUUCCAAAGGUUUUGUGCCUGCACUUAAAAAGGUUCCACUGGACUGCCUUUUUGAGAAACAAAGUGGACACUUAUGUGGAAUUUCCACUAAAAGACUUGGACAUGAAGGGCUAUUUGCUUGAGCCAGAGAGUUUGUUAGCGGAGAGCUGUCGGUAUGACCUGGCAGCCAUUGUAGUGCAUCAUGGAUCUGGGGCGGGAUCGGGACACUACACGGCGUAUGGCAGCCACGAGGGGCGCUGGUACCACUUCAACGACAGCACAGUCACGCUUGCCACUGAGGAAACGCUGAGGAAGGCCAAGGCGUAUAUCCUUUUCUACACGGAGAGGGCUGAGCGGACGACAGCAGCGUUGGACACGUGUUUUGGAGAGGCGGACGCACACGGGAUUUUAGAAAACCACUCGGCACCAGAUACCUUGCCAUUACAAAACACAGACACGGCCGCACCAGAGAAAUCGAACGCAGAGAGAACGCGAUCAGCCGAGGCCUCUGUGUUUGAGGGUGAUGUUCAAACUGCGACACAGUGAAUCAGACCAAUUCCGUUCUUCACCCCAGUCACACCUUGCAACCCUCAAGGCAGUUAUUUUGGAGCCAAAUAACAGUUGUUGUCAUUUUACAUUCAUCUCCUUAGUGUUUUGUUGCUCGGUGGAUUUUUAAUCCAAAUAUCAUCGUUUCACUUAAUGAAUGGCGUUAAGCCUUAGAAAAUGUGUUGGUCCAAACUUGGUCCCAAACUGACCAAUAACAUUUACUCAGACACUGUCAGUUGAAGUCUCCCUUAUUUUGGUGCAAAUCAUGUUCUCCACCCACUCAGAACCUCUCUAGCGGAGAACACACGUUUCAAAAUGUGACGGAACCCACACAUGAGAAAGAAAAAAGUGGCAAUUGUGUGCUUACUGUUUUUAUAGGGUGUGGUGUACUCCAGAGUCAAGACAGAACCAUAUCUCCACUGACAAUUGCGCUUUCCCCCUCUGUCGUAGUAGCAAAACUGACCUGUGAGACAUAUCAUACAAACAACAGCACCAGUUGUUUUUCUAUGUCCAGCAGCAGCGCCAGCCUCAGGUCGUUUCCUAAUUGGCUCUCGUUCUGUUUUAUGCCGCAAUCACAGAGUCCGUGGAUUGGCUAAACUCUUUGUUGACCACAUACUUUGUGUUCAUGAAGACUGAACUGGUUAAGCAUUUACAAUUUCCAAGCAGAUCAGAGGGAAAAAAAUCAUAAGCAAUACAGCCCACGCCACUCAGGAUAAUCUUUUAGAGACAUCUGACAAUCAGGUAUUUCUUAACUCUGACCUGUAGGUGGUAAAGAUGCUCAAAGAAAUUCCCCAUUAUCGGUAUGUGAGUACCCCGCAUUAGUCAUGUGGGACAUUGUAACCUUUACCAUUCAAAGAUCUAUGACUGACAAAAGCUCUUAUUGAUCGUGACCAUGAUGUGAAAGCUAUAAUUCUCCUUGUAUUUGGAACAUUUUUAAAACAAGUCAAACCUGAUGAGAAAAACAUUGAAAUGUUUUUUUUUUUGUGUGUGGUUGAUGAGGGAAAGUGCUUUGUGGGAAAACUAUUAUAUACACACACAUAUACAUAUGUAUAUAUAUAUAUAUAUAUAUAUAUAUAUAUAUAUAUAUACAUGCUAUCAUUUCUAACCAUUGAGUGGAAUUAAUUACCACGUUUCCGCAUAGAACCAGGUAACUGACUUGUAGAUAGCAUUCAGUUUUUAAAAUUUUCAAUUAUUGGUUCAUGGUGGGCGACUGGUUAGCACAUCUGCCUCACAGUUCUGAGGACCGGGGUUCAAAUCCCGGCCCCGACUGUGUGGAGUUCGCAUGUUCCCCCUGUGCCUGGGUGGGUUUUCUCCGGGCACUCCGGUUUCCUCCCACAUCCCAAAAACAUGCAUUGAGGGUUAAUUGGAAACUCUUAAAUUGCCCAUAGGUAUGAAUGUGAGUGUGAAUGAUUGAUUGUUUCUAUGUGCCCUGCGAUUGGCUGGCGACCGGUUCAGGGUGUACCCCGCCCAAAGAUAGCUGGGAUAGGCUCCAGCAGCGCGCGACCUGCGUGAGGAGAAGCGGUGAAGAAAAUGGAUGGAUGGUUCAAAGAAAUUAAAAUGUUAAAUGUCUGAUAGUGAAAAUAAUCAUUGGUGCACCCUGAAAAUAAACGUGCAACAUAACUCCCAAUAUCAUACAUGUGCCAUUUGCAUACGAAUGCGAUCCAGUUGGACUCAUUUUUUAGAUAUAUUCGAAUUAAAUCAGCUCAUUCUGUUUCUAUAAGGUGUCAGGCGUUCUUUGAAUUGGCUACUUGGAAUAGUAAACAGCCUUUAAUGUUCAAGCGCAACGUGGAACCGUGACCGUUUGUUGUUUGUCCUGCACACACACACACACGUGAGUGCACUGGAAAUGAUUCAGAGUAUCUUUUUGCUUGACAAAAGAACAGGCUGCUGCUUGCACGUGGCUCACGACUCACCCCCUUUAAACAUUUUUUUUCUCUCUCUCUCUCUCUCUCUCUCUCUCCCUCUGACGCAGUGUGUGAUGCUAUAUGCUCAGCACUAAUGAGCUCACAUUGGAGAGUGUUUUUUUCCCCUCACUGGUAAAAGAACACUGUGGCACAGUGAGUCACUAUCCAGAAUGUAUUCCCGGCAAAGAUGUUUCACAAUGUCCUCUUAGAGCAUUGUUGUGUGUGAGUGUUUUAAACUGAUACAGUAGAACAGGACAUGGCACUGUAGUCUAGGAUGAUGACGCUGCCAUAAUGGCAUGUUCUCUGCACUGCCAUUGAGUAACAGCAUUUGACAUUCACUCAGGACUCCUUUUUUUUUUUUUUUUAACACUAUGUAAUUAUCUGGAAUACAAUACAGGGAAGUUGGGUAACUAAAAUGGGUCAGGUUUUACUAUACUCCCUUUUUGCAGUCUCACAUUUACAAUACUGUACUUACAUACAGUACCGGUACCUGUAGUCUCACAUUUGCAUACAGUAUAUUAGUCCUAGUUUUACAUAGUCUGAUGUUUACAUACUUCAUACACAUACAUUAUUUCUUUUCACAUCUACUUGCAUAUUCUUUCUCUCAACUACCAUAGAUUCUGACUUUCAAAUACAUAACUGCAUACAUUUUGGCUAGAUGUCAAAUGUACAUUAUAGGAAAAAUGUAUGCAUGGAAGAGAAGAAUGUGAGGAGAAUACCGUAUGUACAUCUCCUGUUUAAAAUUAACUGGGGUCUGGUGCAGGGAUGGGCAUAAUAUGGCUCUUGGGCCACAGGCAGUCCGGUCUAUUCUUUAAGCCAGCCCUCUGAGCACUUACAUUCUCAAGACCCCUGUAUCAUUAAAGUCUGACUAAUAGCAUAGAUGAAGUCAUUUUCGAACAUGUUUGGAAAAUAAUAAGAAAACAAAAUUCAACAAAGUCCAGUUGCCUUAAUUUAUCUUUUUUGGAUUACCAUGACCCUGAUGACAAUCUUCAUGGACAUGAAGAAAAAAAACCAACACAUUUUUAGCAUAUGUUAGACAUCUAUUAAUUCGUAUUAAAUCAUUGUAAAUAAAACACAAAAUUAUUUUUCUGUUCUUAACAUAAUAUGAUUUACAUGCACCUUUAAACUUUCUUUUCUUUUUAAUCUUAUCUACUCAUGACUUUGACAAUCUGUCCAUUUUAAAAAUUAAAAUGUAGCCCACCCCUGGUAGAAUGGAAUGAAAGAUCUCAAAUGAAAUGGGUAAUUGGUUCUCAAAGUUUUUAUACUACGUACCACCUAAAAUUAAUUAGGUGAAAAAACAGAGACUUUAUUCCUAAAAAAAAAAAAAAAAAAGUGUAUGCAAUAUAAUUAGAAGCCACUGUAACACUGCACA
Messenger RNA from Phycodurus eques (leafy seadragon), 5351 nucleotides. RefSeq names its product ubiquitin specific peptidase 3 (gene usp3). NCBI's taxonomy places the organism in Eukaryota, Metazoa, Chordata, Actinopteri, Syngnathiformes, Syngnathidae. Gene Ontology annotation, cellular component: cytoplasm. The transcript has 15 exons. The record is from RefSeq and is a predicted model, not a curated record. Bases 342 to 2075 code for a protein of 577 amino acids. Gene Ontology annotation, biological process: protein deubiquitination. Gene Ontology annotation, molecular function: cysteine-type deubiquitinase activity; zinc ion binding.